Molecule: messenger RNA, 559 nt
Organism: Gaeumannomyces tritici R3-111a-1
Lineage: Eukaryota; Fungi; Ascomycota; Sordariomycetes; Magnaporthales; Magnaporthaceae
Exons: 1
Coding region: 77-559 (160 amino acids)
Source: RefSeq, a predicted model, not a curated record
AAGUGUUUCGUGUGUUGUCUUGCCUUGUCCUCCUGACGGCCAAGGGAGACAAGACCAACAGCCGAGAUGAAGACGGAUGGGACGAAACGUCCCAAGGGGGGCGGCGGCGGCGGCGGCGGCGGUCCGACGAGGUGAAAGGCAGACGAGGCGGAAUCAAAGUUUGUGCGUGCUGCGUUUCUCCGAGCACCCACCCCCCCAGGACGGAGCCGCUUCCAAGGGGAAAGCCCACGUCAUCGCCGAUAAGCUCCGGAGCCGCACAGGAUGCCUUGUCUACAUACAACGACAGGUUCGGGAUGCGGGAGAUAUCUGCGCUGACGGGGAACAUUGGACAAAGAAGCCCGCCCAGGCGGCGGCCGAGUCUGCUGCGGGGGGCCACACGGCGCUUCUCGUCGGGGGUGUUGUGCCGAAAGCCCGGCGUCCUAUGGGGGGACAUGGGGCCGCCGCCGCCGCCGCCGCCAACCCGGAGAGAAGGGAGGCACGGGCAAGCGGCCCAACUCGAACGGUGUUGGGCGCUGACGCCUCGGACCGAAGUGCUACCGCCCGGGUGGGGACUUUAUAA